This is a messenger RNA of Salmo salar (Atlantic salmon), 4299 nucleotides long. NCBI's taxonomy places the organism in Eukaryota, Metazoa, Chordata, Actinopteri, Salmoniformes, Salmonidae. The record is from RefSeq and is a predicted model, not a curated record.
CCACCCAUAAAUCUGUCUGAGCGGGUGCUUAUGUGCUUGUUCUGUUUGUGUUUGCGCAGUGAAGCGAGAAGGGGACAGAAAACAGAGCGGUGUUGCUAGGAUUUUUGUUUAGUUCGAUAUGUAGUUUAGUAGUAGUCAGCCAACCCAACAGCCAGUCUCGACUCGAUUAAACAGGGGUAAAUUCAACAUAGCGCCUCGAGUCAAAGCAAACUCAAAGCCGGAGCCUGCCGGGUUAUUUACGGGAUGAAAUAAAAGUAACCUCGCCACCAUCGGGAGGUGGGAGUGUUGGGGUCGCCGGCGGUGUAUCGCGAACUGGGUUGCGAGACUGGUCAGCCUGGUCCAACUUUGCCGAACGAACAAAGCCGCCAAAUUCACUGAUCAAUCAACAUGGUAAAGUCUUUCUUCCCGCUGAAGAAACUGAGACGGAGUGGGAAACAUCUGUUGUUCUUAGUUCUGCUGAUGCUGGGAGCUUUCGCUGUCUACCACGAGUUUGUUGCUACUAAGGCGUGGAGGAGCACCAAAAGCACUUUCAGUCUUGCCAGUGAGGAUGGCCUCGGGAGAAUUCCUACCCAAGAGAGAUUGUUUGGAGGUGAUGCGAGUGAGGAUUCAGAAGCCUGGCGUUCCAGCUACACCCCACAGCCCUGGAGGCCAGAGUAUAAGGGACAGGCUAAUCUCCAUACCUUUGAGGACUGGUGUGGCAGCUCUACAGCUCAGCUUCGCAUGAACCUGCAUUACCCUCUUUACCCACACUCCAGAACCACAGUAAAGAAGCUGGCUGUUUCUCCCAGGUGGAUGAACUACGGCCUCAGGAUAUUUGGCUAUCUCCACCCCUAUACCGACGGUGAGUUUGUGUUUGCGGUGAGCUCUGAUGAUAACUCUGAGUUCUGGCUGAGCCGGGAUAACUCUCCACUCAACCUGCAGCUACUGGCCUGGAUCGGCAAGACUGGCAUGGAGUGGACUGCUCCUGGUGAGUUUGGGAAGUAUGCCAGUCAGACAUCCAGACCGGUUAGGCUCUCAGUUCAAAGGAGGUACUUCUUUGAGAUUGUCCAUAAACAGAACGACAGAGGAACAGACCACAUAGAGGUGGCGUGGCAGCUGAACCAGGAGGGUCUAAGGUUUACAGUCAUCAGCUCCAAAUACAUAUCCCUCUACAGCAAUGAGUCUGCUCUGAGGAUGAGUGACAUCAUUCAUGUACCCCAAACGGCUGCUAGUCACACACGCUCGCCUAGCAACCAGCCCAACAACCAGCUGAGCAACCAGCCUGCAGCUGACAUGCUGAGAGUCGACCCACGCGACAUCCUGUACCAGAUCCCUGCCUUAGACAGUAGGUUCCUACAAGGCGUGUUACCUGACUGCUCCUAUAAACCCAGCUACAUCAUCAAAGGUUUCCCUCUGCUGCGAUACCAAGGCCUGCAAUUUGUCCACAUGUCCUACAUCUAUCCCAACGACUACACGCGGCUCACACACAUGGAGACAGACAACACCUGCUUCUACCACGACAGUCCCCUAUACCUGGACAGGUAUGGGUUUUCCAGGUACAUGAGGCUGGAUGAGCCAGAGGGGCAGGAGGGAGAGAGCCGAGGUAGAGUUGAUGGCAUCUUGAGGAGGAGAAAGGCGGUCCCAGAGGAGGAAUUAGAUGGCGAGGCUCCUCCAAAUGUGGGAGGGGCUAGUAAGAAAGACCCCGCCCCUCCUGACUAUGGAGACGACUAUGAUGAUUACGCUCAGAGACGACGACGCAAACUCUUCUCCCUGCCACAGGCCGACAGGGCACCUACACACACACACAUGUCUGACACUCUCACAUACAAGAAGAGGAGGAGGAGAGAAACAAAUACAGCAGCUGUAGUAGUGCAACAAGCUGUAGUCCAGACCAGAGCAACAGAACAGGAUGGGUUGGAGAUCCCCCCUGGUCCUGGGUCACAUACAUCACUACAGACUACACCAGCAGAACAGCUGAGACUAGCAGAAAGACCAGCAGACAGACCAGCAGAACAGCUCAGACCUGUGAAGUCCAGAGCAGGGGAACAGAAACCAAGAGGGAAGCCAGCCGACAGAGAAGAUAUGGGACCUGCAGACCAAAAACAACCCAGACCAAGAGAGAGACCAGCAGAACAGAACUCAGCCAGGUUAAAGAUUUUACCUGCACCACAAAAACUAGACCAGAACCUGCCAGUAGAGGGAGACGGACCAGAAGUUCGGCUUCCCCAGCUGCAAGGGAGGCACCGGCGUGUUCAACAGCCUGGUCCGAGGGGUUGGGGUAACGCAACACCCAAUCCCCUGAAGCACCUCCCACCUCCCACUGUCUCUAAUUGGUCCAUCAGGGUCGGUCGAGGGCGGAGACUUGUUAACCGUACACUAGAGCUGUGGUCAGCGGUUACCAAACAGUCGACCACGCGACUGCCCGAGGUUAAACCACCGCUAAUUAAGUUGGACCACAAAGCAACUGUGACCAGGAAGAGAGUCCAGGUCCUAGAGACAGAUAUCAUCCUCCGAGCACAACCACAGAUAAAGUCACGACCGCAACCUGACUAUGACAACACACUCCACGGGGAUCUGCCCCUGGUAGGGGAGGUGGCGAGAGAGAGGGGGGAGGAGGUGGGUGUGAGCGAGUCUUUAUGGGGUCUUGAGGGAGACUCUGAAGAGGUGGAGGGCUUGUCUUAUGACUCCACCCCUCGACCAGUGUUUGACCCUGAGGUGAACUGGGCUCAGACAUUCCAGGUGACCCCUUUAGACCUCCAAGCGAUGCGCUCUGAUUGGAUAGACCUCCGCUGUAACGUGUCUGGUAACCUGCUGCUCCGCUCUAGAGACGCUCUGCCUGUCGUCAAGGCCUUCAUGGACAAACUCAACCACAGACACCAUGGGCGUUUUACCCUGGUGCGUGUGCUGAACGUUGAGAGGAGAGUGGAUGGAGCUCAGGGCAGCAGGUAUUUCCUGGAGCUGGAGCUGAGGGAUGUGAAUGGCCAACACCUUCGCCUGUCACACUACAUCUAUGCUCUGAUUCGCCACAGACUAUCUCGCCCCCGGGGACUCCCGCCGCUUCGCCCUGCCCCUGAGAUGUUGCUAUGCAACCCUGUCGGUUUUCACUGGAACCCGACUGCCACUGUCCACUUCAUAGUACCAGUAAAGAACCAGGCCCGCUGGGUGCAGCAGCUGAUAGUUGACAUGGAGGGUCUGUACAAGACCACUGGAGACCCCAACUUCAACCUCAUCAUCACCGACUACAACAGCACUGACAUGGACAUCGAGACAACACUAAAGGCAUCCACCCUGCACAGGUACCAAUACCUGAAGCUGAGUGGGAACUUUGAGCGUUCUGCUGGUCUACAGGCCGGUAUCGACCUCAUCACUAAUGAGCACAGUAUAGUGUUUCUGUGUGACCUCCACAUCCACUUCCCCCCCUCCAUCAUCGACUCAGUCAGGAAACACUGUGUGGAGGGACACAUGGCCUUCGCUCCUAUCGUCAUGAGACUGGACUGUGGGGCUACGCCCAGCGAGCCCAGAGGUUACUGGGAGGUGAAUGGGUUUGGUCUACUGGGGAUCUAUAAGUCUGACUUGGAUGCUGCCGGAGGCAUGAACACACAUGACUUCACUGACCGCUGGGGAGGAGAGGACUGGGAGCUGCUGGACAGGAUUCUGCAGUCAGGUCUGGAGGUGGAGCGUAUCUACAUGAGGAACUUCCUGCAUCACUACCACUCUAAGCGUGGCAUGUGGAACAGACGCACCCAACGCAGCGGCACGUAACCCACAACAACACAGCCAAAACGUACAGCGAUGCAGCCGUAAGCCACGACGACGCAUCCGUGGGUGCAAGGAAACUGCCACACUUUAACGUCCCCAUUCCUCGCAUCAGCCAUUUACAGCUGUCGACCGGUUAACGAGAGGGCAGGACAGAGGAGAUUCCUGACACCAUUGGGUGAUAUCCCCUGUCACUCAAAAGGUUUGAGGGUGUGGUGAUGAUGGAACACAACAUAGUACUGAUUGUCCUGGAAAAAGACACUACUGAAAACUAGAGCAGAGGUACUAAAAUCUGAACAUGUAGGUCCGCAGUACUGCUGGUUGGCCAGAGAGUCACUCACCUAGUGUCCCAAGUCUGAAUCACAGGUUGACGUUUAUUGUCAUGAUUCUUGCCCUGGAGGCAGAACUGAGCUGUUUCUGCAAGAUGGGCCAGCUGCCUAGUCAAAAUUGUCUGUAUCUUAAAAACUCAUGAUUUUUGGUCUUAAUUUAAGAUUUGGGUUUGCAGUGUGGUUAAGGUUGGGGUUUAAAAACAGAUUUUAUGACCACUGCUGAGCUGCCUCCAGG